AUGACUAGACAGUACAACGCAGGUUCCAGGAGUGGACAGUACAACGCAGGUUCCAGGAGUGGACAGUACAACGCAGGUUCCAGGACUGGACAAUACAACGCAGGUUCCAAGACUGGACAAUACAACGCGGGUUCCAAGACUGGACAGUACAACGCAGGUUCCAGGACUGGACGAUACAACGCGGGUUCCAGGACUGGACAAUACAACGCAGGUUCCAGACUGGACAGUACAACGCGGGUUCAAGGACUAGACAGUACAACGCAGGUUCCAGGACUAGACAGUACAACGCAGGUUCCAGGAGUGGACAGUACAACGCAGGUUCCAGGAGUGGACAGUACAACGCAGGUUCCAGGACUGGACGAUAUAACGCAGGUUCCAGGACUGGAUAAUACAACACAGGUUCCAGGACUGGACGAUACAAAGCAGGUUCCAGGACUUGACAGCACAAUGCAGGUUCCAGGACUAGACAGUACAACGCAGGUUCCAGGACUAGACAGUACAAUGCAGGUUUCAUGA
This is a messenger RNA of Haliotis rufescens (red abalone), 516 nucleotides long. RefSeq names its product transcription elongation factor spt5-like. The record is from RefSeq and is a predicted model, not a curated record. The transcript has a single exon. Lineage: Eukaryota; Metazoa; Mollusca; Gastropoda; Lepetellida; Haliotidae. The coding region runs from base 1 to 516 and encodes 171 amino acids.